Zasmidium cellare ATCC 36951 is the source of this 1551-nucleotide messenger RNA. RefSeq lists its product as uncharacterized. Bases 1 to 1551 code for a protein of 516 amino acids. Gene Ontology annotation, biological process: cellular response to biotic stimulus. The record is from RefSeq and is a predicted model, not a curated record. NCBI's taxonomy places the organism in Eukaryota, Fungi, Ascomycota, Dothideomycetes, Mycosphaerellales, Mycosphaerellaceae. The transcript is spliced from 3 exons.
AUGUCGGCCAGCAAGAAUCCGGGAGCAUCGCUCCCAGAAGACGACUUCGAGUUCAUCGAGACUCCCGCUGCACCCUCUACUUCGCCUGAUACCCAGGAAUAUGGCGUGCGGACGACUUCGUACCCAGCGAUUAAGAACGCUCCCCUUCCCGCCGAUGGCCCAGCGAGCGACACUUUCAACACCCUCUUCCUCUUCACCCUGCUCGCCGGUAUUCCUGGCUAUUUCGCAUGGCAGGUCGGCGGUGGUCUCUACACAUGGAUCUUCUUCGCCCUCCUCACCGCCAUCCCAAUCCUCAUGGCCUUCUGGACCAUCGCCUCCAGCAUGUCUCCACGCCUGAAUGAGAAAGCCCGCUACCCAGGCAGACCCAUUGAGCACUACUUCAAGUUCAAGAGAGAGGAAGAUCGCAGGAAGUACCGAGGCAAGAAUAAAAUUCCCAUGGAGACUUUCCACGAGAUGUACUUUGACGGCUUGGUGGAUUUCAAUGGCGAUGCAUUGGAGGUUAUGGAGUACAGACAUGACUGGGCCAACUUCCGCUUCACGCUCUCCCUAUUCUGGUUCUUCCUCACUGGCAUGAUGCCAGAGGUGAUUAUGCACACUCGCUCGCAGGAUGAAGAACAGGUUCGUGACCACUACGAUCGUGGUGACGAUUUCUACGGCUGGUUCUUGGGUCCUCGUAUGAUCUACACCUCUGGUGUCAUUUCCGACAUCAACAAGGAGGAGAGUCUCGAGCAGCUGCAGGACAACAAGCUUUCGAUUGUCUGCGAGAAGAUCGGCCUCAAGCCAGGCGAGAAAAUGCUCGAUAUCGGCUGCGGUUGGGGCACACUCGCUAAAUUCGCCUCUGUCAACUAUGGUGCACACGCAACUGGUGUAACUCUCGGGCGCAACCAGACUGCAUGGGGUAACGCUGGUCUCCGCAAGGCUGGCAUUCCUGAGGAGCAGAGCAAGAUUCUCUGCAUGGACUACCGCGACAUCCCCAAGCCAGAAGGCGGCUGGAACAAGAUCACCUGCUUGGAGAUGGCCGAGCACGUUGGUGUGAGGUACUUCAGCACGUUCUUGCGUCAAGUCUACGAUAUGCUCGAGGAUGAUGGUGUCUUUUUCCUGCAGAUUGCUGGUCUUCGUAAGAGCUGGCAGUACGAGGAUCUCAUUUGGGGUCUCUUCAUGAACAAGUACAUCUUCCCUGGUGCUGACGCUUCUACUCCUCUUGGCUUUUUCGUGGAUUCUCUUGAAGGUGCCGGAUUCGAAGUGAAGGCUAUCGACACGAUCGGUGUGCAUUACUCUGCUACCCUCUGGAGAUGGUACAGGAACUGGAUGGCCAACAAGGACAAGGUUGUCGCCAAAUAUGGCGACCGAUGGUUCCGGAUUUGGGAGUACUUCCUCGCCUACAGUGUCAUCACCUCUCGCCAAGGUGGUGCGACGUGCUACCAGAUCACGCUCGUCAAGAACAUCAACUCGACGCACCGUGUUGAGGGCAUUCCGACCCAGUUCGCUCUCAAGGGUGCUCUUGAGGCUAGCAAGGCUGCUGGCAAGUCGUCAUUCCCAGUGACGAAGUAG